This is a messenger RNA of Arachis duranensis, 945 nucleotides long. RefSeq names its product lysine-rich arabinogalactan protein 18. Bases 116 to 745 code for a protein of 209 amino acids. Gene Ontology annotation, cellular component: plasma membrane. The transcript is spliced from 2 exons. The record is from RefSeq and is a predicted model, not a curated record. NCBI's taxonomy places the organism in Eukaryota, Viridiplantae, Streptophyta, Magnoliopsida, Fabales, Fabaceae.
CAUCGGUACAAAGAAUCUUGCCUAUAUAAACCUUUCUUCUACAAUUAUCCCUUCUCACCUCUCCAUUCUCACACUUACAAACACUUAAACACUCUCAAAACCCCACCAAAAAAAAAUGGAAGGUAACACUCUUCUUUCUCUCGCAUUGCUCUGUAUUGUAGUUGCCGGCGUAGGAGCCCAGUCUCCGGCGGCCUCUCCGACCGCAUUAACAACAACUCCGGCCACCACCACUCCAGUUUCUUCUCCCGCACAAACCCCUUACAAACCUAAAUCACCAGCUCCGGUUGCUUCUCCCAAGCCAGCAGCUUUAUCUCCGGCAACAAAUGCUGCUGCUCCUGCUCCGGCAACCAACCCUCCGGCGGCGACUCCUCUGAGCACUCCGCCGACAGCACAGGUUCCGGUGAGUUCUCCACCGGCACCUGUUCCAGUGAGCUCUCCACCUUUGGCAGUGCCAGUGAGCUCUCCUCCAGUCGCGGCGCCAAUCACCCCCGUGGCUCCUGCUCCAGCGCCGACGAAACCUAAGAACGGAAAGAAGAGUAAGAAAAACGGUGCUCCGGCACCGGCACCGUCGUUGCUUAGUCCUCCAGCUCCACCAACAGGAGCUCCUGGACCCAGCGAAGAUUCUUCGUCUCCUGGUCCUGCUGCUUCUUCUAACGACGACAGUGGAGCAGAAAGUUUCAGGAGCUUGAAGAAUGUGAUGGGAUUCUUGGCAUUGAGCUGUGCGGCUCUUGUUUUCAUCAUCUAAACACCACACACUCCUUUUGCUGUUGUCAUAUUCUUGUAUAAUUCCUUUUUAUCUUUUUAAAUUUUUCUUUGGGCCCUGCUAUGGGCAUACAUUACAUUUAUUUACAUUGUUUGCUUGUAUCAUUUUGUUCUUAAGGUUAUUAUCAUUAUCAUUAUAAUUAUUAAUCUCAAUAAUGCUUGGCCUUUCGGUUGGUUCGAUCA